CACGGACGCUAAGUGACCUCAGGAGUUGCUUUCUCAAGGGAGAAUCCAUGAGCUGCGGGAGGUUGUAACGCAGAGUGUUUUCUUUAAAGGUUACAGAAGACCUUCAGCCCUGAAGAGCAGGAGCCAGCAGGACCGCGGCUGAGCUCCAGGCUCCCGGCCAUGUCCCCGGCUGCCGACCGCGUGCCCUGGCGCUGGCUGGCAGCGGGCAGGGCGUCCCGGAGCCUGGUGCUGGUGGUGGUGUUCGUCGCGCUGCUGCUGGACAACAUGCUGCUGACGGUCGUGGUACCGAUCGUCCCCACCUUCCUCUAUACAACAGAAUACGAACGCGCCAACAGCUCUGUUGCCCCAGCCCGGACUGAGCCAGCUCCUCCAGCCUUGAAGACUCCUCCUUUCUCCUCCAUGUUCUCCUAUUUUGACAACACCACGGUGACUGUCUCGGGCUCCACCAGCGCCACGGAGCUGGUGAACGGGACGGAGAUCAACCCGUCGUCGCAGCCCCCCACCACCAGCCCACCUCUGCCGAGCGGCUGUCCGGAGGGCGAGGAGUUCCUGGCCAAGGAAAACGUCCGCGUGGGGCUGCUCUUUGCCUCCAAAGCUCUCGUACAGCUGGUGGUCAACCCCUCCGUGGGGCUCCUGACCAACAGGAUAGGAUACCACAUCCCCAUGUUCAUCGGAUUCGUCAUCAUGUUCCUCUCCACAGUCAUGUUUGCGUUCUCAGGCACCUACACCUUGCUGUUCAUCGCCCGGGCCCUCCAAGGCAUCGGCUCCUCGUUCUCCUCAGUCGCAGGCUUGGGCAUGCUGGCCAGCGUCUACACCGACGACUUCGAGAGGGGCAACGCGAUGGGGAUCGCUCUUGGAGGCUUGGCCUUGGGUGUGCUGAUCGGGGCCCCCUUUGGCAGCAUCAUGUACGAGUUUGUGGGGAAAUCGUCUCCGUUCCUGGUCCUGGCCUUCCUCGCCCUCUUAGAUGGAGCUUUGCAGCUCUGCAUACUGCAGCCCUCUAAGAUCUGCCCCGAGAGCACCAAAGGCACCCCGGUCUUCACCCUGCUGCGAGACCCUUACAUCCUGGUCGCUGCAGGAGCCCUCUGCUUCUCCAACAUGGGGGUGGCCAUGCUCGAGCCCACCUUGCCCAUCUGGAUGAUGCGAACCAUGUGCUCCCCGAAAUGGCAGCUAGGGAUGGCGUUCCUCCCUGCCAGUAUAUCCUACCUCAUCGGCACCAACCUUUUUGGGAUUCUGGCUAACAAAAUGGGCCGGUGGCUGUGCUCCCUGAUCGGCAUGGCUGUGGUGGGAAUCAGUCUCCUUUGUGUGCCUCUGGCCAAAAAUAUUUACGGGCUGAUUGGCCCGAACAGUGGCCUUGGCUUCGCCAUAGGGAUGGUGGACUCCGCAAUGAUGCCUAUCAUGGGAUACCUCGUGGACCUUCGCCACACCUCCGUCUACGGCAAUGUCUACGCCAUCGCUGAUGUCGCCUUCUGCAUGGGCUUUGCCAUUGGUCCAUCCACCGGCGGUGCGAUUGUACGAGCCAUCGGGUUUCCCUGGCUGAUGGUCAUCAUUGGAGUUAUCAAUAUCACUUACGCUCCUCUCUGCUGGUGCCUGCGCAACCCUCCCGCUAAAGAAGAGAAGAUUGCAAUCUUAAGCCAGGAAUGCCCCAUGCAAACCAAGAGCUACACCACCCAGAAAACCCUGCGCAAUUUCCCGCUGACAGACGACAGUGAUGUGGAGGCAGAAAAUGCAGAAUAGCAAGUGCAAGGAUGGGUGCCCUGCUCUGAAGCUGUAUUAUGUUUACAGAACAUGAAUGUAUUAGUGCUCAAGAAUCACCCAGCCUCCCCCAAGACUUGUGGACACAGGACGGACACAGGCUGUUAUUGUUGGCUUGUUCUCUCGGCCACGCGAUUCACAGCAGGGAGUAGAAACCCAGGAUUUGGAGGCUCUAUCAGCCACUCAUCUGCUGUGUCACUUCCAGGCAAGUUACCCAAACUCACUAUAUCUCAUCUAUAAAAAAAGUUAGGAAAAUUAGGAGAAUCCUAUCAAACUGUCCUCCAGAACAACUUUGUCUUGGGCACGGCCUACACAUGCAGUAGGGGAUACUAUCAACACCUCUCCCAGACAAGUCCAGCGGCAUUUGUUAAUGCCUUUAAAGCGCUUACUGUUCUUGAAAGAAAAGCACUGGAGAAAACAAAAAUGAAAUCAGCGGCAUCAGCUUUGGGAGAUUUCAUUUAUCCAGAAUUCUGCUCUGCUCCCCAGCAUGAAACCUCUCUGUAACAACAGGGCACCAUCCAUCUGUGUCACUGCCAGUCCGUCAAUAAAGAUGUCACUGCACUGCUAACGUGCUCCACGCGCCUCUGAACACAGUGAAAACACGCUCAUCGCUGCCUUGGUACAGCUUUAUGUGUUGCGCUAUUUAUGUGCCACUUAUAGCUGCUUGUGUGUCCUUUCCAACAUCCAUUAAAUUCAUUCAUUUAUUUGAAGAACUCUAAGAAUUUCAGGUAGAAAUAAGACUGAAAGCAGUUUUAGAAUCUUAGACACAGACUCAGCCAACAAAUCCAGUUCAAUCCCUUGUGAUUAUAAGUGACUAACAGCAUUUUUAAAAAUCCCUGCCUCUCAGCUGAGAUAGGGCAACAGGCUGUGUUUGUGACCCCAACGCGCUGCAGUGAGAAGUACAAUAGAUUGAUUUAAGUGCCCUUUUGCAACUUCCUGGCCACAAGUUUAGCAAGAGAGCAGCUGCACUAUUAACAAUAAUUACUGAGUAUAAUGAUCUGUAAAAGUAUUUUAAGAGAGAGAGUGAAGUAAUAGAGGUACCAGAUUAAUUUUGUGAGUAUCACAGAAAUUCCCGUGAUCUCAUUUU
Molecule: messenger RNA, 2839 nt
Organism: Chroicocephalus ridibundus (black-headed gull)
Lineage: Eukaryota; Metazoa; Chordata; Aves; Charadriiformes; Laridae
Gene: SLC18A1
Product: solute carrier family 18 member A1
Exons: 15
Coding region: 160-1734 (524 amino acids)
Biological process (GO): transmembrane transport; xenobiotic transport; aminergic neurotransmitter loading into synaptic vesicle
Cellular component (GO): synaptic vesicle membrane; terminal bouton
Molecular function (GO): xenobiotic transmembrane transporter activity; serotonin:sodium:chloride symporter activity
Source: RefSeq, a predicted model, not a curated record